This is a messenger RNA of Ailuropoda melanoleuca (giant panda), 1092 nucleotides long. RefSeq names its product heat shock 70 kDa protein 1-like. The record is from RefSeq and is a predicted model, not a curated record. The transcript has a single exon. Lineage: Eukaryota; Metazoa; Chordata; Mammalia; Carnivora; Ursidae. The annotation marks the transcript as partial. Gene Ontology annotation, molecular function: ATP-dependent protein folding chaperone; ATP binding.
CCCGAGGAGAUCUCGUCCAUGGUGCUGACCAAGAUGAAGGAGAUCGCCGAGGCGUACCUGGGCUACCCGGUGACCAACGCGGUGAUCACCGUGCCGGCCUACUUCAACGACUCGCAGCGCCAGGCCACCAAGGACGCGGGGGUGAUCGCGGGGCUGAACGUGCUGAGGAUCAUCAACGAGCCCACGGCCGCCGCCAUCGCCUACGGCCUGGACAGGACCGGCAAGGGGGAGCGUAACGUGCUCAUCUUUGACCUGGGCGGCGGCACCUUCGACGUGUCCAUCCUGACGAUCGACGACGGCAUCUUCGAGGUGAAGGCCACGGCCGGGGACACCCACCUGGGAGGCGAGGACUUUGAUAACAGGCUGGUGAACCACUUCGUGGAGGAGUUCAAGAGGAAGCACAAGAAGGACAUCAGCCAGAACAAGCGAGCCGUGAGGCGGCUGCGCACCGCCUGCGAGAGGGCCAAGAGGACCCUGUCGUCCAGCACGCAGGCCAGCCUGGAGAUCGACUCCCUGUUCGAGGGCAUCGACUUCUACACGUCCAUCACCAGGGCGCGGUUCGAGGAGCUGUGCUCCGACCUGUUCCGGAGCACCCUGGAGCCGGUGGAGAAGGCGCUGCGCGACGCCAAGCUGGACAAGGCCCAGAUCCACGACCUGGUCCUGGUGGGGGGCUCCACCCGCAUCCCCAAGGUGCAGAAGCUGCUGCAAGACUUCUUCAACGGGCGCGACCUCAACAAGAGCAUCAAUCCGGACGAGGCGGUGGCCUACGGGGCGGCGGUGCAGGCGGCCAUCCUGAUGGGGGACAAGUCUGAGAACGUGCAGGACCUGCUGCUGCUGGACGUGGCUCCGCUGUCGCUGGGGCUGGAGACGGCCGGGGGCGUGAUGACGGCCCUGAUCAAGCGCAACUCCACCAUCCCCACGAAGCAGACGCAGAUCUUCACCACCUACUCGGACAACCAGCCCGGCGUGCUGAUCCAGGUGUACGAGGGCGAGAGGGCCAUGACGCGGGACAACAACCUGCUGGGGCGCUUCGAGCUGAGUGGCAUCCCCCCCGCCCCCCGGGGAGUGCCCCAGAUCGAGGUGACCUUCGAC